Molecule: messenger RNA, 762 nt
Organism: Fraxinus pennsylvanica
Lineage: Eukaryota; Viridiplantae; Streptophyta; Magnoliopsida; Lamiales; Oleaceae
Source: the annotation of a GenBank genome assembly
AUGGUCUCCCAAACAUCAUCAGGAAAAGGAAAAGUAAACACUCGGCUUGGCCCCUAUUUAUAUCGAGCUGCCCUGAGAGGUGAUUGGAAGGCUGCUAAAACUGCUCUGAGUCAGGACAAAAAUAUAGCUUGUAUUGAGAUAACAGAAAGAGGAGAUAGGGCUCUUCACAUAGCUGCCGCCGCCAAGCAAACUUCUUUUGUCCACAAUCUAGUCGAACACUUGAAUACAAGUGAUCUGGAAUUGCAGAAUACACACGGAAAUACAGCUUUCUGUUUUGCAGCUGAGAGUUUUAUGGGUAAUCCUAAAGAUGAAGAUCCCUUUGCGGGGUUGGUAAAUGUAGGACCCAGUUCUGAAUAUUGGCAGCCGAAAAUUCAUAAUGUAACCAAUAGCAGUCCAAUAUUAGACGUCAAAUCAGUAACAUUGGCAGUAACGUGUCCAAGUUGCGAAGAACAUUUUAAUGUGCGUGCAAACUUGACAGCCGUUACAGAAACUGCUGCUGCUGCUACUGCUGAAAUGGGAUUUAACGCUACAGGUGCAAGUUUCCCAGUACAUGAAAAUAGAAAACUGAAAUCCGACAAUAAGACCCGCAAUAAAGGACGACUAAAAGUUGUUGCUGCUGCUGCUGCUGAUAGGAACUACACACCGCCUAAAAGUGCAGGAAAACGUGGUCACGCAUAUGACUCUGACUCUGAUUCUAUGGAUGAUCCCCCUAGUUCAAAGAAAUCCAAGGUUGUCAAUCGCCAUUUGAAAUUCAAUAACUAG